AUGAUGAGACACACUUGUCCGUACCAUCUGAUUUCGGUGACGAUCAAACUUGUGAAUCUCGUUAAGCUGAGGCUUGGAAACGCGCGCGAGCGGCGGGUGGAUUUUUCUCUCGUCGAGCGACGACGAAGACGACGAAGACGACGGACGACGACGCGGGUGAUGCUCGAAUCAAGGCAUAGUUCAAUUGAGGACUCCGUGUUCAGUGGCUUCCUUUGA
Ostreococcus lucimarinus CCE9901 is the source of this 216-nucleotide messenger RNA. RefSeq lists its product with no specific name. Lineage: Eukaryota; Viridiplantae; Chlorophyta; Mamiellophyceae; Mamiellales; Bathycoccaceae. The coding region runs from base 1 to 216 and encodes 71 amino acids. The record is from RefSeq and is a predicted model, not a curated record. The transcript has a single exon.